GCUUUGGAAAAACGGUUAGACACGUGAUAUCGUGUUUCCCUUUAAAAUACCAGGAAAGCGUGACAUUCGUCCAUUUUGGUUUGCGUGUGACAAAGCAAGAAGGAAAAAAUAAAAAGCUGGUCGUUGAUAAGUUUGUUCCAUAUUCGUCCAUGAUGUUGAAAAGCAUAACACUUCUGCUUCUGCUUUCAUCCACACAAGGGUGGCUUUUCAAACCGAAGCCAAAGCAGGUUUGUUACCCAAACAUAGGAUGUUUCAGCAACGCACAGCCGUUCAACAAUGCAAAGAGAACCUUGCCCCAGUCUCCGAGUACUAUUGAUACCACCUUCAACCUGUACACCAGACAAAACACGGAUACCGCCCAGAUCCUGGAUCCUUAUGAUACAAACACCGUCUCCAGUUCACACUUUGAUCCCAGUCUACCGACGAUUUUUAUCACCCACGGAUUUCAAGACACUGCUAAAUCUGGAUGGCCACUAGAGAUUAAAAACGCCCUUCUACAAAAUGGAGACAUGAAUGUGAUAGCCGUUGACUGGUCAAAGGGCACCCAAGGAAGAAUUUACCGUCAGUCGGCCGCCAAUACCCGCGUGGUGGGCGCCACCAUUGGGAACAUGAUCAAGGUUCUACGAGACAGCUUCAGCUUACCUCUGGGACAGGUCCAUCUUAUCGGACACAGUCUCGGUGCCCAAAUCAUGGGGUACGCAGGGGACAGGGUACGAGGAAUUGGCAGAAUCACGGGACUAGACCCGGCUGGAUUAUAUUUUGAAAAAUUUGACACCAAGGUUAAAUUGGAUCCUACUGACGCGAAUUUUGUUGACGUCAUUCAUACCGAUGGUGCCUCUCUGCUGGAAAUGGCUUUUGGUAUCAGGACACCAAAUGGACAUGUUGACUUCUAUCCAAACGGGGGCACAAGACAACCCGGAUGUAAACGUAGUCUAUGGAGCAACAUUCAGAAUUUCUUCCAAGGAAAAAUGGGAAAGAUUUCAUCAAGCAUAGCAUGCAGUCACAUGCGGGCGAUCGACUUCUUUACCGAGUCCAUUAAUUCGUCUUGUGAAUUUAAAGCCUAUCUAUGUACGAGUUACUUGGAAUUUUACAGUGGCAAGUGCAAGUCAUGUGCUAAUGGAUGCAAUAGAAUGGGUUUCCAUGCCGAUAAGAAUGUUCAUGGCAAAUUUUACCUGCAAACAAACGCUGCUCCUCCCUUCUGUAAAAUUUAAAGCCAGAGGUUGGAAUGUGCAUGACAUAUCCGUGUUAUGAUUUGUUUUUGGUGUUUAAGAGUUAUAGCACACAAAAUAAA
Molecule: messenger RNA, 1291 nt
Organism: Saccostrea cuccullata (small rock oyster)
Lineage: Eukaryota; Metazoa; Mollusca; Bivalvia; Ostreida; Ostreidae
Product: inactive pancreatic lipase-related protein 1-like
Exons: 7
Coding region: 150-1211 (353 amino acids)
Biological process (GO): lipid catabolic process
Molecular function (GO): lipase activity
Source: RefSeq, a predicted model, not a curated record